Messenger RNA from Mytilus trossulus (common blue mussel), 1052 nucleotides. RefSeq names its product F-box/SPRY domain-containing protein 1-like. Lineage: Eukaryota; Metazoa; Mollusca; Bivalvia; Mytilida; Mytilidae. The record is from RefSeq and is a predicted model, not a curated record. Gene Ontology annotation, cellular component: SCF ubiquitin ligase complex. Gene Ontology annotation, molecular function: protein binding. The transcript is spliced from 5 exons. Bases 337 to 984 code for a protein of 215 amino acids. Gene Ontology annotation, biological process: proteasome-mediated ubiquitin-dependent protein catabolic process.
UUACAGUUAAAUUUAAAGUCGAUUGAAAGUUGGUCAAAUUAUACCAUUUACAAAUUCAAUACUUGCCCUUUAAAUAUAUUUUAGAUUGACAGGUAGCACAAAAGAUAAUUCAUGCCUAUCUACAAUUUAUUUACAUUUUCAUUGAUCGCUCCGACAAAUUUUAUUCGUGAUUAUUUGAAGGAAAUAGAUCAUGUGCACAUUAACAAAACCAACAAGAAAAUGACAAUGUUGUGUAUUUGGAUUCAAGGGAAAGACAUCAAAACAUAAGGAUUAAGCUACGACAAAAUAUUAAUCACAAGUAGGGCUAUAAUACGCAAUGGUCUCAGCAUAGAACAAAUGGGGAAUGGAGCAUCCGUUUCAGACAGUCCUCCCCGGUGGAUAUACACGGUGAGUUUUUCUCCUAAAUUCUACAAAGAUGGCUUCGGCAGAGUAUCGCCUGGAUGUAAAACUGUAUCAUUGAAUACAGUUGUUAGACAUCGAAAAGGAUGUUAUGAAACAGACGGUGCUAUAUGGAGCAAAGGAUUCAGUACAGGAAAACACGUAUUUGAAGUUGUUUUCCCAAAAAAGGCAAGAAGACCAUAUGGGUCUAUAGGAAUUGGCACAAAACACACUGAAUUACAUCUACAGAAAGCUACAACACUAGUAGGCAAAUCUAAAUAUUCAUGGGGAGUUGAUCUCUCUUCGAAAAAAGUGUUUUCGAACGGUUUACUUGUGGGCAAAUUUCCUGAUGCUAUUUUCACUAAACUACCCGACAGGUUUUUCAUGUACAUUGAUUUAGUAAGUUGUAGACUAAUGUUUGGCAGUGACGGAAAGUACUAUGGCGUUGCUAUUGAAGAUGAGACGAUGAAGCAUUUUACAGUUUAUCCCAUGGUUUCCUCUGCCAAAGAAGGAGCUGCUAUUACAAUGGUUUACAGAGGAAUAGGUCGAGUUGUUCAUGGCCCCAUUAGAAAGAAACGAGUACUAAUUAAAAGUUUAAGAAAAUAAAGCUUAUAAUAUUUCCAUAAACAUUGUAAAUGUUUAAUGACAAUUAAUAAAAUUAUCAAUAAUUGACA